Messenger RNA from Volvox carteri f. nagariensis, 1515 nucleotides. RefSeq lists its product as uncharacterized. Gene Ontology annotation, cellular component: mitochondrion. Bases 1 to 1515 code for a protein of 504 amino acids. Lineage: Eukaryota; Viridiplantae; Chlorophyta; Chlorophyceae; Chlamydomonadales; Volvocaceae. The record is from RefSeq and is a predicted model, not a curated record. Gene Ontology annotation, biological process: triglyceride metabolic process; glycerol metabolic process; glycerol-3-phosphate biosynthetic process. The transcript has 13 exons. Gene Ontology annotation, molecular function: glycerol kinase activity.
AUGGAGUUUACAGAAUGCACAGCAGCCUUGGACCAGGGAACACAAUCGACGAGGGUUUUUAUUUUUGACCGAGACUGCGCACCGAUCGCUUCGCAUCAAGCGGACCUGCCGCAAAUAUACCCGCAAGCAGGUUGGUGCGAGCAUGACCCUAUGGAAAUCUGGCGCACGGUUCUGGAGUGCCUCAGCCGCGCCUGGGAGCGCGAGACGACAGUGGUGUGGAGCCGAACCACGGGUCGGCCGCUGCACAAUGCCAUUGUGUGGCUGGACAACCGAACCAGUGAGCUGUGCGACAAACUCGCCGCCGUACAUGGCGGCCGCGACGCGUUCCGUGCGGUCACCGGACUGCCCAUCUCGCCGUACUUUUCGGCCACCAAGUACCUGUGGAUGUACGAAAAUGUGCCGGAGGUUCGUGCAGCGGUGGACAGUGGCGAUGCCGCAGUGGGCACCAUUGACAGCUGGUUGAUCUGGCAGCUGACUGGAGGGGCCGCGGGGGGGGUGCAUGUCACAGACGUCACCAACGCCUCCCGUACACUCCUCAUGGAUCUGGAUUCCUUGGAAUGGCAUGAAUCCACCCUGGAAGCCUUCCGCUGCCCCCGUGUCGUACUGCCGCGAAUCGCCUCAAACGCUGAGGUGUACGGCCUCAUCACACCCACACACGCCACGGCACCCCAGCUUUACGGAAGCGGGGGGGUUCCCAUUGCCGGGUGUCUGGGGGACCAGAUGGCGGCCAUGUUAGGUCAGCGCUGCCGGCCCGGGGAGGCCAAGAACACGUACGGCACCGGUUGCUUCAUGUUGCUGAACACGGGUCAACGCCGUAUAGCCUCCACUCACGGACUGCUCACCACCGUGGCUUUCAAACUGGGUCCGGACAAGCCGACGAACUAUGCGCUGGAGGGCUCCGUGGCUGUGGCCGGUCUGGGUAUCAGCUGGUUGCGGGACAACCUGGGCGUCAUUGGCAGUGCGGCGGAGUCCGAGGUGCUGGCAGCGUCAGUCCCGGAUACGGGUGGUGUGUAUUUCGUCCCCGCCUUCUCCGGGUUGCUGGCCCCCCACUGGCGAGCUGAUGCCCGGGGUGUGCUGCUGGGGAUGACCUCGUUCACCACCCGAGCACAUGUGGUUCGCGCCAUGCUGGAGGCCAUCUGUUUCCAAACCCGGGAGGUUUUGGACGCCAUGAGGCGCGAUGCCGAGCUGGACGAGCACCACGGUGGGUUGGCGGCGCUGCGGGUGGACGGAGGUGCGGCGGCUAACGACCUGCUGAUGCAGCUGCAGGCGGACCUGCUGCAGGUACCAGUGGUACGACCCGCCUUUAGAGAGACCACUAGUCUGGGAGCCGCCCUCGCUGCCGGACUGGCCGUCAACAUGUGGUCGAAGGAGGAGGCGACAGCGUUCCAGCCGGGUGUGACGCCGGCGGCAGCGGGACGUCGGUACGACAGGUGGCGGAAGGCGGUUGAGCGGGCGCUAGAUCUGGCGGAUCUGGCUCCGGAACUUGGCGAGGAUGAGCAGCCGCUGGUGAAGUAA